Molecule: messenger RNA, 4475 nt
Organism: Ctenopharyngodon idella (grass carp)
Lineage: Eukaryota; Metazoa; Chordata; Actinopteri; Cypriniformes; Xenocyprididae
Gene: muc5f
Product: mucin 5f
Exons: 9
Coding region: 2564-3799 (411 amino acids)
Cellular component (GO): extracellular matrix
Source: RefSeq, a predicted model, not a curated record
AAGAAUCUGUGAUUUGUUCAUUCUUUUGAACCUUUAUUUAACUGACAAAAGUACAAAGAAAAUAUUUUUAGUGUUGACUGUAUUUUGUAAAUAUAAACAAAUUGAUUUUGAUGGCUGCAACACACUCCAAAAAUGUUGGGACAGGGACAUGUUUACCACUGUGUCACAUCACCUUUCCUUUUAAUUACACUUUUCAAUUAUAUGGAAAUUGAGGAUACUAAUUGUUGCAGUUUUGCAAGUGGAAUUUUUGCCCAAUCUCACCUGAUAAAAGACAGCUGUUCAACAGUCUCUGGGCAUCGUUGUCUGAUUCUCCUUUUCAUGAUGGGCCAUAAUUUUUCAAUAAGAGACAGAUCUGGACUGCAGGCUGGCCAGUCAGUGUAGAGUGUCUGUGAAACCACUCUGAUGUAGCACGUGCAGAAUGAGGCCUGGCAUUGUCUUGCUUCCCAGGAAAGAUGUCAUCUUGAUGGCAGCAGAUGUCUGUAUAAUACCAAUAUAUGCCUCCACGUCAAUGGUACCUUCACACAUAUGUAGGUCAUCCAUGCCAUUUGCACUGAUGCACCCCCAUACCCUGACAAAUGUUUGCUUUUGCACCUGUCGCUGAUGAUAGUCUGGAUGGUCCCUUUGGUUUUUGGGACUGAAAGCUUGAUGACCGUUUUUUCCAAAAACAUGCUGAAACAUGGACUUAUCUGACCACAGCACACAUUUCCACUGUCUUGUGGAGCAUUUGAGAUGAGCUUGGGCCCAAAGAACAUAUGCGUACAAUAUAUGCGUAUGUAACCCUGAAGGAGGGAAUGGAGACGUCACAUCGAGUGAACAGACAAAUUGGGAAUUUCGCUAUAGAGACUAUAGAUCUACUUCGAAUGUAAAUAAAUGAGCCAAUGCACAUGCAACUUUUGCAUCUGACUGCCUACCCUGCAGUGUGGGAAUAAAUAGGCAGCAGGUGCAAUGCAUAUUCAGAUUUUCGCUGAGGAGCCGAGUCAGUGACCUGGCUGCCCAGCGGUGGUACAGCAACUGUGGUGACAGGACAUGACGUCUCCGUUCCCUCCUUCAGGGAAUGAGGGUUACAUACAUAACUGAGAUGCUCCCUUUCAGUCGGUCAUGUUCGAUGUCACAUCAAGUGAACCACCGAAUUGUGAAUCCUUACCAAAGCGCCACUGAUGCUGCCCCUUCCAGUGCCUUGUGUAAGCCUCCAGAUCCCACCAUUCCUAUCCAGUCCAUUAGGAGGGGGUUGGUGCAGCAAGCUGACACUAAGCUGGGGCCUCUCGGUGUCUCUGACCACUUGAGGUGAGAACACUGGAGGAUACCAGCUCUAUGCAAAGGCUAUAUAAUCUAGGCACCAUAUGCCAGCACCCAGGAGGAUGCAACACUUCUGGUAGAGUGAGCUCGCAACCUGAGCGGGCAGGGCACACCUUGGGCUUGGUAUGCCAAGGCGAUGGCAUCCACUAUCCAGUGGGCCAUUCUCUGCUUGGAGACAGCCUUUCCCUUCUGUUGGCCUCCAUAACAGACAAAGAGCUGCUCUGAGGUCCUGAAGCUUUGCGUUCAGUCCACGUACAGUCACAGAGCGCGGGUUGGGACAGAGCAAAGCUAGGGCUGGGUCUGCCUCCUUUAAGGGCAGCACUUGCAGGUUCACCACCUGGACAUUGAAGGGAGUGGUGGGAACCUUGGGCACAUAGCCGAGCAGAAGUCUCAGGAUCACGUGGGAGUCAGCUGGCCCAAACUUUACAAUUAGUUGACCGAAAAUGCCUGCAGGUCCCCUACCCUCUUGAUAGAACCAGGGGGAACCAGGUCUGACUGGGCCAGCAAGGUGCCACUAACAAGCACUACUGCUCCUCGUCGUCCCUGACUUUGCAUAGCGUCUGUGCAAGUAGGAUCACUGGGGGAAAUGCGUAUUUAAGCAGGCCCCUGGGCCAGCUGUGUGUCUGUGCAUCCGUGCCGAGUGUUCCCUCAGUCAGGGAGUAAAACAGCUGGCAUUGAGACGUAUCGGGAGAGGCAAUGGAGAUGGCUGGUGAGUUGCGACAUGCGACGGGAGGGUAGACCACCUUGCCAGUUAAUGUACGCAAUGGUCGCAGUGUUGUCCAUACGGACCAAUACGUGUUUGCCCUGUAGCGGCUUUUUUAGGAAUUAAGAAUUUUUUUCACAGGAAAUUUUCACGUUUAAAUAUGUAAUUUUGGUGAUUGGAGUUUUAAGGGAUAAAAUUAUUGACUACAGGGGGACUUUAAAUAAAGUUUCAAGAGAAUUAACAAAUCACAGAUUCUUGGUUUUAUUGAGUUUUACAAAAUGUCCCAACUUUUCUUGAUUUAGAGUUUUAUAUACAUUUAUUUAUAAUUCUUUUGUUGUCCUAAUAAAUAUUAAACAUUAAUGAAUGUUUUUUCUUAACCUCUUGUAAAUUAAGGCAUAUUUUUCUUAUUCCACAGAAUCAGAAAUUUACAAUAAAACUGAUGGUGAUGGAUGGUGUUACAUUGCAAAAUGUGUCAAAACAGAAGAGAAAAAGUGUGAUGUGAUAAAAUUAUCACAACCCUGUUUAACAACAGUAUUGCCCUCAGGUCACAACUGUGAUAAAUAUAUGCCUCCCCUUACAGAUGGUGAAUCUAUUCAUGUGGGAAAUUGCUAUAUAGGCACAUGCAUAAAUGGUACAAUAGAGCAUAAACCAGUACACUGUGAUCCUGUAGAGUAUCCUGUGUGUGAGAACAAAUUUUCACCCCUAAAAAUUGCUGACAAGUAUGGAUGCUGUUUUAAAUACGAGUGCCAGUGUGUCUGCAGUGGCUUUUUCAACCUACAUUAUAUCACAUUUGAUGGAACAUAUUACCCUUUUCAAGGAAACUCCACUUAUGUGCUUGUGCAAGAAAUUGAUACGAAGUAUAAUUUUAGUGUUGUAGUUGAUAAUAUCUGUGAUUCUGAAGAUGGUCUUUCCUGUCCCAAGGCCCUGAAGGUUCACUACAAAUCUUCUGAGAUCAUCAUGACUCAGAGGAUUUCUGGAGGAAUUGCAAUGAAUUUGAUUUAUGUAAACCACAAGAAAGUCAAGUUGCCAUUUCAAAUGAUAGGUGUCCAUGCCACAGAGAAUGAUAAAGAGUCUCUUGUAGUCAUAUCUGAGAUUGGUGCACAGAUCUCUUUUACCGGCACAAUGUUUUCCAUCAACCUCCCAUGGCAGAAGUUCCAUGGUAACACAGAAGGCCAUUGUGGUGUGUGUGAUAAUAACCAAACAAAUGAUUGUCGCUUGCCAAAUGGCACCAUUAUAUCAUCUUGCCAAGACAUGGCUCCAUAUUGGUAUGUUCACAAUAACAACAACAACAACAACAACAACAACAGCCUUCUGUCAUCAAGACAUGAGUCCACGUCAGUGCCAUGCCCUUCUUCUGCAAUAUGCAAAAUCAUUGAACACAAGCUCUUUGAGGAAUGCCAUAAGUUCGUCCCUCCUGAGCCCUAUGUGUCAGCAUGUAACAACGAUGUGUGUAACAUGAACAACAAAACAGUUGGCUGUGCCACACUGCAGGCCUAUGCUAAGAAAUGUGCUAUGGUAGGAGUAUGUGUAGACUGGAGAGAUGCUACCAAUGGAGUGUGUGAUUUUAAGUGUAAAAUGCCACAGAUAUAUGUAGCAUGUGGUCCUCAAGUGGAACCAGCCUGUAAUGGAAGAUUUAAUGUAAAAUAUUUACAUGGCAGUAAUGAAUUCAGUAAUUUGAAAUCCAUGCUAAGGGAGGGAUGUUACUGCCCAAGUGGUACUACACUUUUACGACAUAAUUCUAAUAUCUGCGUUUCAAGCUGUGGUUAUAAGGACUAUCAGAAACAUGGGGUCACUAUCUGAGGUUUGCAGUUCCCCUGCCGAACACCAUUCAGCACCGAUUUCAGCAACACACCAGCAUGAGAACCAGCACCAUUUCGGCAAAAAAGGGAUAAAAGAACGGUUACACCUGAAUCAAAUUGUUACUAUUAAAUGUUAAAUGUUUAUUUUUUUUUUAAUGUUUUAAAUGUAGGUAAUAUAUAAAUUACUAAAAAAGUAUAUAAAAUUUGCUGUAUUUAGAAGUGUAUUCAUACAAUAUAAAGGACAUAUUGUGUAAACAGUAGUGGAGCUGUGUUUUUUUUUUCUUUCAAAAUUGAACAGAUUGAAUAAAUGUAGAAAUAAAAUAGUUGUGACCUAUGAAUUACUCUAACAUCCAACUUGCUUUCUCUCAAUUUCUAACAGUCAUCACUGUAUCAAUAUCUGGUGUGAGAUUGUUCUUUAAAGCUACGCUAUUUAACUUUAACAAAAAAUGUAAUUGAAUGUUAUGUCAAAAUUGUAUUAACCGCUGCUGUUAUUGUCUUAUCAUUUUAUUAAAAGGAAGGUUGUCAAACUACAAUAUUAAAGUUGGCAUGAAACUGAAGUUGUGAUAGUCCUUUUUUCCCUAUUGUGACAUAUUUCCAAGUGACUUGGCUUCUGGAACAAGAGAAAAAUGUAGGGCGGGACUUGAUUUUGUCCAUGGGGAAUUGAUUGGAUUAUUGUG